AUGCAAGGCCCGCUCAUUACGCCUUCAACGCAAACUGGCAAAGCAAUUGAGGAGGGUCCGGGCAAAGCCGCCAGUGACGUGUUAUUGCUGGUUGGGGAAGCCGCUGGAAUGGGAGUUGAAGUCUCUGGCACGGAUAUAGGGUCUCCAACCGUCGAGGUGGAAGGCCCUGGGGAGAAAGUCAACACACUCCCAGCCGUACCAGUGACCACACAAGAUCCACCCAUGUCUCCUCCGCUGCAGAUUGGAAAAGUGCUUGACGUCGCUUCGGCAGUAGUUGUUGCGUUGGUCCAAAUCGGACUCGUUGUUGGUGUUAAAGUCGAGAUGCCAAGAGAUCCCGAUGAGAUACAUGGUCCGAUCAUCAAUCCUCCUGUGCACCACGGGAGCGUCAAGGAGGUAGAGAUGUCUGAUAGUAAUACCGAUGGAGUCGAUAUGGCGGGGCCGGCAGUGCCACUGACGAUACAAGGACCACUCAUCUCUCCGCCUGUACAAACUGGGAGACUGUUUUCAGAAGCCAAGCGUGAUGAUGAAGCUGGAAGACUUUCUGCAGACGUAGUAGGGCCAGCUGUCGUAAAUUCUGUUGAAUUCAACGCGGAGGACGUUGCUGUUGAUGGCUGUGGUGAGAUCGUCACGGAUUCGCUAACAACGCAAGGACCGCUCAUCUCGCCUCCUGUGCAAAGUGGUUGUGCUUCCGAUGCUGAGGACCUGGCGGGUGGCUUGUUGCUAGUGGCAGUCGUGUUGGUAGUAACAGGCCCAGCACCUGAGCUUGUCCCUUCCACAGGAGAUACCAACGACGUGGAAAAGCCUGCUGUUCCGCUCACGAGGCAUGAGCUGCUCAUCAAACCUCCAGUGCAAAAUGGAAGAGGACUCGGCAGGGAAGAUACUUUGGUAGGCGCAACCGAAGAAGUGGCAUUUUUGGGAGAAAGUGAAGUCGACAAGGUGGACGUGCCCGCAGUGCCACUCACAAUACAGGGUCCCUCCAUUACUCCGCCCGUACACCAAGGCAAAGGUAGAGUAGAUGCCGAGCUCGAGUUACUUGUUGCUAUGGCUGCCUGA
Messenger RNA from Pyricularia grisea, 1053 nucleotides. RefSeq lists its product as uncharacterized. Bases 1 to 1053 code for a protein of 350 amino acids. The transcript is spliced from 2 exons. NCBI's taxonomy places the organism in Eukaryota, Fungi, Ascomycota, Sordariomycetes, Magnaporthales, Pyriculariaceae. The record is from RefSeq and is a predicted model, not a curated record.